Molecule: messenger RNA, 759 nt
Organism: Plasmodium yoelii
Lineage: Eukaryota; Apicomplexa; Aconoidasida; Haemosporida; Plasmodiidae
Product: acylated pleckstrin-homology domain-containing protein, putative
Exons: 2
Coding region: 1-759 (252 amino acids)
Source: RefSeq, a predicted model, not a curated record
AUGGGAAAUACAGUUCCAUAUAGCUGUUAUGAAAGAUGGGGGAAAAGGACACCCGAUGGUCCUCUGAUAAAUUACAAUCCAGAAAUGACAAAUAAUGGGCCUUUAUCAAAUUUGAUAGAAAAUUUUAACUAUGAAUUAAAACAAGAAGAAUAUAAUGCAAAUAGGAAAGAGUAUAACGAAAGUAAUACAAAUCAGGGAAUAGGAAAUAGUCAUGAAAAUCGAAGCGAUUUAAAUAAUAGUAACAAUAAUGAAGAUGGGAAAAUAAAACCAAAUGUUAUAAGAAAUGCAAGAAGAAGACCUACAUAUUCUCCAACAGCUCGAAAAAUAAAUAUAAAAGAUGAAAUAUAUGAUGAAGAUGAAGAUGAAAAAUUAUCUACAGAUAAUUCAGGAGAAGAUAUUUCAGCAAAAAAUUUAAAAGAUGAAAAAAUUAAAGAAUACCGAAAAAUAUUAACUAAAAUUGUUAAAAUAAAAACUACUAUUUUUCAUGAAACUGUUAAAGUAACAUGUUCAAAAGAUGGGAAACUUCUUGAAUGGUAUAAAGGAAAAGCAGAUGAUGAUGGGCAUAAGAAACCAAUUGGAUCUUUUCCUUUAAAUAAAAUAACAUCGAUACGAACCAAAGUAGACAAUCUUAAAUCUCUUGAGAUAUCUGUUAGUAGUGUGAACAUUAACACUUACCUUUUCAUAUUUAAAACUAGAGAAGAAAGAGAAAGUUGGCAAAACCAUUUAGAAUCAUUUAAAAAUAUUAUGGAUAUGAAAUAG